AUGAGGAUGAUCCUGGUAGCUCUGCUGGUGCCUCUACUGGUUCUGUCCAGCGCUGGACAUACCUCAGGUACGAUUGUCACCAGCUGCGAGGCCUGUCACGAACAAGCCGUCUGCCGCACCUCGCCCAUGGCAGGUGACAUCACAUGCACCUGUAAGAAGGGUUUCUCCGGAGACGGCCUCAUCUGUUUACCUGGCCACACCGCGACCGACGACCAACACCACGCCUCUCGCCGUGUCCGCCGCUCCUAUCCCAUCUCCAACACCAACCUUGCCCAUGUCCGGUUCAGCUGCGGCUUUUAUGAGUGCGCCGACGGGGAGGACUGUAUCACGGUCGACGGCAUCCAGCAGUGCGCCAACCCCUGCAAGAUCUACACGGUCCUGAACGACCCGUGGCGUUCCACCAGCAACAAUGGGGGCGAGAAACACUGCGACCGCAACGUCCACUGGGACGGCUAUUACCGCAUGUACAUCGGUAACCAGAGCGUGUCCAUGCCGGACAAGUGCGUGGAUUCGUUCAAGUGCGGCACCCAGGCUCCCUUGUGGCUGGCGUUUCCUCCCCCCCAGCAGGUGGAUGAAAUUGUCCAGAGUGCAGUCUGCGCCAGCUUCAAUGAGGACUGCUGCUGGGUGCAGUCUCAGCCCAUCCACGUCAAGGCAUGCCCUGGGAACUACUUUGUGUACAAGUUGGUCAUGCCUCCCGGGUGCUACUUCGCCUAUUGUGCAUAUGUGUCAGCUCCCACCACAACACCAAAACCUGUCACCUCGACAAGAACACCAGUAGACAACAAUCGCACCACAACAACAACACAGUCACAGGUUGUCACGACUACGCCAAAAGCAAUGUGUGGUACCUGCAGAGCGGGGGAGACCUGCGUGAGCAAUGAUGGGGUCACUUGGCGGUGUGAGAGGCCAGAUCAGCCUGUUUUGCUGCACCCAGCGGUAGUGUGUGGGGGGAGUCUGGUACAGGUGGGUCUCAACAGGACUAACCUGGAGGCCGCUGGUCUGGAUGCCACCACCGCUAACCUGGCCGACCCCCGGUGUAACGCUCACGAAGAGCGUGGCGGCAUGGUAUGGUACCAGGUGGAGCGCACGGAGGGCACCUGCGGAAACACUCUGGAGACCAACGGAACUGACGCCAUCUUUUCCAACAGUUUAUUCAUCUACCACAUUCACGCCGUGUCCUUCAGCCGACCCGUGAGCGUGCCUUUCUCCUGUGCCUACCCUCUGGAAUCAGAGACCAGCCUGGAUGUGGCCAUCAAACCCUACCUGUCGCUGAAGGAUGUCCAAGUCGGUAAGGGCUCCAAAGUGGGCUCCAACAUGACUCUGUACCACAGCGACAACUUCACAAAGGCUUACCCAGCGGGCGGAGUCACCUUGCCGGUGGGUUCCGUGCUGCACGUGGGUGUGUCCGUAGAGGAGUCCGAGACGGAGCGUUUCGUGGUCGUUCUGGAGGACUGCUAUGCCACACAAUCCCCCGACCCUAAAGACAUCAUGCGAUACUACAUCAUUCAGAACAAAUGUCCGACUGAAUUCCGUCAGGUGAGGGUGGAGGAGAGCGGCUCGUCUCUCAGGGCUCACUUCUCUGCUCUGCUGUUCCUGUACCAGGGGGACUACCGGGAUGUCUUCCUACACUGCAGACUCAGCCUGUGUGACCUGAGGAGCUCCUCCUGCACUCCAGUGUGCAACAAAAGGAAAUACCGCUCUGUCACCCCCUCUGUCCCCCUCGAACCCCUCACCAUCGGACCAAUCACCUUGCAACUGCCCGUGGCCCCCCCUCCACCUAUACCACUUCCUGUGGCCUUCCCUCCACCAUUCCGAGGCUUAUCGUCCACCUUCACCACAAUAUGUGGCCUCCCCUCCAUGGAGUCCACUCUCGGGGACAGGAAGGUGACGCGCCAGAGCACAAAGCAGCAGUAUCCCAUCACCCAAGACAGGUUUGAUAAAUGCAACCAGGUGCUGUGUAAGGAGGGCCUCGACAAGCGUCAUUACCUGGAGGUGGAGUGUCUACACAACGUUCACAUAGGCAUGGCCUACAAGGGAAUCGAGAGGAAAGGAACCGGUGAAAGCAGCGAAGCUUCGCGCUACCGGCUGCUGGCACAUCAGCAGACGAAAUGCACCGCAGACCACGCCGAUUAUGCUGUUUACGUGUCCUAA
Molecule: messenger RNA, 2151 nt
Organism: Salvelinus fontinalis (brook trout)
Lineage: Eukaryota; Metazoa; Chordata; Actinopteri; Salmoniformes; Salmonidae
Product: pancreatic secretory granule membrane major glycoprotein GP2-like
Exons: 12
Coding region: 1-2151 (716 amino acids)
Biological process (GO): neutrophil migration
Cellular component (GO): cell surface; apical plasma membrane
Source: RefSeq, a predicted model, not a curated record